AUGGGCAGAGGAGGAAAGAAAAAGAAAAAGGUCGACUCAUCCCCAUCCUCCUCAUCUAAUACUAGUACUGUAGAGGUAGAUAGUACCUCUUCUUCUUCUUCCUUUACAAGACCACAACCCAUCAAAAAGAACAAGAAUUACAGUAGCACAAACAAAAAUGUACAUAUUAGAAGAUACACCGAGGUAUCCAUACCAUCAACACCUAUAGUAUCUUCCCCCUCUUCUUCUUCAAAACCAAUAAUAACAACAGAAACAGCAUCACAAUCAGUUAAACUAGAAGUAUUAAAGAAAAAGGAAGAGGUUUUAACUAAAAGUAGUUUCAUUCAUAAUAAUAACAACAACAACAAUAAUAUCGAUAAUAAUAAUAAUAAUAGUAGUUUCAACAACAAUAAUAUCUAUAAUAAUAAUAAUAGUAUUAUUAAUAAUAGUAAUUCUAAAGGUUACAAUAAUAAUAUCAAUUAUAAUAAUUUUACUAGUAUUUGUCAUAAUAAUAGAAAGAAUACUAAUAAUAAUAAUAAUAAUAAUAAUAAUAAUAAUAAUAAUAAUAAUAAUAAUAAUAAUAAUGGGCCGAUCAAAAAGAGAAAACAUGUUGGACUAAAAAAGAGAGAUCUCGAGUUGGAAGAGACAGACCUUUUGCAACAACUUGAAGAUGAUGAAAGAAACAAAAAGGAGGCUUUAUCGUCUGCCACCUCUUCAAAUGAACUACCACCAAUCAUUACUGAAUUCAACAAUAGAAACAACAAGAACAACCAAAAGAACAAAAACAAUGAAAAGAAUGUUAGAAAUGUGAUAGAGUCAACAAAGAAGCAACAACAUAUUAUAAAGUUGAAACAAUUACAACCACAUUUCUAUGCAAGCAACAAGAGAGAACAUGAUGCAGUGUCAAGUGUCGAUCAUAUGGUCAACCAAUACAUACCAAUCUCUGAAAGGAUUCCAUCAGAUUUUACACCACUUGUUGGAUCAAAGACUGUCAAGACCAAAGAAUCGAUUCGUAAUAUUGGUUAUAAUGAUGGAUUACUCAAAUCAACUGGUAAUCAAGAUAUGUCAGUUUGUUCCAACAUGCAAUAUCCAUCUUAUUUUCCAGUGGUUGGACCAAAUCAUACGGUCGGUUCUGAAGGUACACUUGCCAAUUUCCAACAAUUAUCUUGUUCAUCUGCCAAUUCACCUAAACUCAUCUUUUCACCAUCCAACCUAUCAAAAGACAACAACAACAACAACAACAAAAGAGAUAAAAAGAUAAGAGUUGAUAAACUACAAUUUGUAUCUAUUAAUAGUAGGUUAUCGGAAUUUUGGUUUGAACCACCAGCCAUCAACUAUCAAACACAAUUAUUUCACACCAACAAUAUUGAGAGUAGCGAGUUUGUACCAGCAUCACUACUCAACCAGGUUAUAGACUCGGAGAAAUCGUCGCAAGCUAUCCUUGACGCUCAGGAAUAUGCAAACUCAUAUCUUUACGGAAGAUGCGUGAUACUCGUUGACGACCGUCUCUACCUAUUUGUCACUGGUGAGAAUAUGAAUGUCAUCUGUCUCUACUCGAUCACUUCAGAUCCAAACACCAAACCUUUUCCAUGUACAUUUGAUUAUACCCAAUUAGACUCUAAUCAUUUUUUUAAACAACCUCAAACUAUUUAUUCAAUUAAUUAUCAUAAAUUCACAGAAAGUAAAACAAAUAAUACAGCUGAAAAUUACGAUUAUACUUAUCAAUUGGAAUUUAUAAGUAAAUCGACAUUUGAACAAAAGAUAUGUGAUGUCGUAUUGGAUACGACUAGCAUCAAAGAUUCGUAUAUUGUAUUUCAAGAUGGAUCAAUCUAUCGAUACAUGUAUCAACCUUUGCAAGGAAUUCAGUUGCAAUACACCAAGAUUUUGGAUUCCGAACCUUUAUACCCACAAGUCUCUGCUAGUAGAUGGAAGAGACUGUUGUUUUAUUGGCAAACGAAAAAGUUGUAUUUAUCAAGCUCAGCGUCGAUCAUUAUGAUCGAUCUCCAGGAUGGAAAGGUCGGAAAUAGCAUUCCCAUCUUUUCAAAAGAUUCGUUUGGUGCCAUCACUGGUUUCCAUUCACCGUUGGAUCCUUCAAAUCCAUUCUCUUUUAUCAUCACAACCAUUUCAAAUACUCUUUUGGUUGAUAGUAGAUCAUUUGAUAAACCUCUUAUCGUUUGGUCAAAUAUUCAUCAAAAAUCUAAAAAAUUAGAUGACCAAGAAAUAGUUAAAGAAGAAGAAGAAGAAGAAGAGAAAAUACAAGAGGAAGAAGAGGAUGAAUUAUUAAUAGAUUAUGGACACCCAACAGACAUUUUAUUUAAAAAUAUGAAAAGUACAAAUAUUGAAAUGGUGAAUAUUAAAUUAUUAAUCAUUAGUCAAAGUGUCAGUGGAAUGGUUUUAAUAUUACAAUAUUCAUCGAUCCUCUCGAGUACCUCACCAUUCCCAAAGGAUACGUUAUUUGCAUCGCCGGCUAGUUUGAUACCAACCUAUCCAUUCCCUUCACACCCUCGACUAGACAACCCACACCAAAUCGAGAGAAAGAGUAGAGACAAUAACAGAAUCUUUUCGUUUAUUCUCAACAAUCGAUCGAGUAAUUCCCACCAACCGGUUGCGACCAACACCCCUUUCCACGCAGUCCCGUGUUUUGGCAUGUCGAUGAAACACAUACACUUUAUUCCAACCAAUCCAAGACAGACUGAACAGUUGGUUGGCGUGUGCUUUGUCCAAUGCUCACCAUCUACCUUUUUAAUCACUCAGAUGAAUCGUCUCGGUGACAUUGUAUCAAACUCUUAUAAUGUAAAGUUUAUUCCUUCGUUGGUUCAACAAAGAAAGCAACAAGCAGAGCCGGCGGUGGCUGUGGAUACUGGAUCAAUGCUAGUCAACAAAAAUAGAUUAUAUCAAUCGAAAUGGAUAAAGAGUGGUGAGGAGGUGUAUUUAAUGCAACGUAUGGUAGAGAAGAGAAACUUGCUAAACUACUACUCGACCAACCCCAAGUCAACCUAUCAAAUGGUGUAUAUGCCCAUCAACACAUUCUCACAGGUCAAUAUGAAUUUAGAUAAACUUCAACAAGACAUUAAAAACUCUUCUGAAAAGGAUGUCGACCCUAUUCAUCUUGCUAUCUACAUGUUGCUCGAAGAUAGGGGUCCCAAGUCACUCGCACAAAUCAUUCAAAUUCUCAAAGGCACGUUUGACGAGCGCAAGAUAGUUGGACAUUUGCGUGAUGCGUCUGGUGACGCGUUGCUGCAGCUGUCGGCGACACAGCAGCCAACCACAGGUAUAUUCAAGAUCACCAUCAAGCCGCGCAUGAAUCUCUUUCAUUUGGGCAGCUGUGUUAGUGUCACUCAGCAGAGUGACUCUACCUACCUCGACACUUUGCUCGAAUACAACUCGACCAUCUUUUACUCGCACUCUUUUUUCACACUCAAGAUUGAAAACAAUCCAGAGAAACUCACCAAUGUCUCGUUCCACGCCAACGACAGACGUGUGCUUGUCAAAGAGGCUGUAGAGACCAAAGUCAACGCGGCACUCGAGCAAAGAAGAAAACGCAAGCUCGACGAAGAACGAGAUCGCCAAGAGACACUGGAAAAGGAGAGAAGCAUGUCAUUUAUCGAAAAACAUGAACGAAAGAUGGAGGAGCGUAAAAAGGUGGCCGAGAUGCGAAAAAGCUUUGGGUUUAGUGGUUUGAUUAAAUUAAGAAGGGCUACCAAAGCGAGAAGAAGAAAGAAAUACAAGAUUGUCAAACGUGACCCAUUUGACCCGGAAAAAUGGCGUGGUGAAUGGCUCAGAGGUUGGCAAGAGAUUGACCCGACUGCCAAACAACCUAGUUUCUACUCUCCAGGUAUUCCAAUUCGUAAACCAACAGUAACUCAACAAGAUGUAGCAAAGAAAAGAUUGGACAAAAUUAAGAGAAUUGAAAAUACAAUCAAAGACAAGUCAAGAAAGAAACAACCAAAAGAAAAAGAAAAAGAAAAAGAAAACGAAAAGGAGAAAGAAAAGAAACAGGUUGUUGUUGUUGCUCCAACUCCAAUGGUUACGGAAACAAAACCAAUUCCAUUAUCAACACGUCGACACAAUUCACUUGGACAAUUUAAAGUUGGAUCGAACACUAAUCAAAAGGCAGCACCAACACCAACAGUGGAAGAAGAGAAUAAUGAUGACGAUAGUGACACUGAUGUUGAGGAAGAAGAAGAAGAAGAGGAAGAAGAGGAGGAAGUUGCAUCAUCAACGAUAACUACACCAACAUCAACGACAGUCUCAGUUACCGAAUCACCCAAAGAAACAUUAAAUAAUCAUCAAGAUGAUGAUGAUGUAGUAAUGGAGGAUGAUGAUGAUGAAGAUGCAAUUGAAACAAGUGAUAAUGAAAAACAACAAAAACAAAUUCAAGAGGAAACAAAGAAGAGAGUCCUUUUGGAGAAAGAGACCAAAAAGAAAGAAAAAGAGAUUAAAAAAUUGGAAAAGAAGGAAAGAAAGGAAAAAGAAAAGGAAGAAAAGAAAAGAUCAAAACAACAAGAAAAAGAAAAGGUGGCUAGAAAAGAACAAGAGAGCAGAGAUAUUGAAUAUGACAGUUAUCCAGAAUUCUUGUCACAACCUCUUGAUUACUCUAAUGAGACUAUAACCGAGACCACUACCACCUCUUUCAACCAAAAUCCAUUUGCUCUUGUCAGCAGUGAUAUCGAUUAUAGUGCACCUCCACCAUCCCAGAAGACUGAAUCUCAACAACCAAUGUCUAUGGGGUCACAAGAUUUUGCUUCUUACCAACAACUAGAAGGAGACGGUCAAACAGGAUCUCCAGCAGAGACUACAUCAUCACAACCAAUGGCACCUGCUGCUCAAAAUUACAAUUUCUCAAGUUCAUUCAAAUCCUUUUUCUCUUCAAUGUGGAAAUAA
Messenger RNA from Cavenderia fasciculata, 4863 nucleotides. RefSeq lists its product as uncharacterized. Lineage: Eukaryota; Evosea; Eumycetozoa; Acytosteliales; Cavenderiaceae. The record is from RefSeq and is a predicted model, not a curated record. Bases 1 to 4863 code for a protein of 1620 amino acids. The transcript has 2 exons.